AUGAGCUCGUCAUCGUUGUCUGAUUCUGAAUCGGAUUAUUUUCACAAUGUCAUAUCCGAAACCCUUAAAAGUCUCGAGAAUCCUAAAAGUAAGGUCGAGUAUGGAACUGCUGGUUUCAGAACCAGUGCGGAUCUUCUGGAUCAUGUCAUGUACAAGAUGGGUCUUUUAGCAGUGUUGAGAUCAAAGUUAAAGAAAGCUGCUAUAGGAUUGAUGAUCACUGCCAGUCACAACCCGGAACCUGAUAAUGGUAUUAAACUCGUUGAUCCUGCUGGUGAGAUGCUGGAAGCCUCUUGGGAGGCAAUUGCAACUGAUUUGGCUAAUGCGGAAAACAGUAGUUUGAAGGAGAAAUUGAAGCAAAUAUGUACAAACGAGAACAUUGAUUUAUCUGCAUCAGCUACAGUGGUAUUAGGUAGAGACACUCGCCAAACCAGUCCUAAGUUGAUGGAACUCGCCAGGAAAGGCGUCGAGGCAUUGAACGGUGCUGUUGUAAACCUGGAAUUAGUCACAACUCCACAGUUACAUUACAUCGUGCUAUGCACGAACACCAACGGUGUGUACGGCGAGCCUACGUUGCAGGGAUACUACUCGAAGCUCGCAACGACGUUCAAGAGCGUGAGAGGCGCUGAAAGAAACAAACAGUAUUACACGAAGGUGAUACAGCUGGACGCUGCGAACGGUGUCGGCGCUAUAGCCGCGAGAGAAUUUCAGAAACACUUGGGAGACUCAUUGGAAAUCGUCAUGUUCAAUCAUGGAAGCGAGCAGUUGAACCACAAAUGUGGCGCGGACUACGUCAAGGUGCAGCAAGCGAUGCCUCUGAACUUCCCGUCCGAGUCGUCCGUCAGAUGCGUCAGCGUGGACGGAGACGCCGAUCGAGUGGUGUACUUUUACCUGGACGAGUCUAAGAAGUUCCAUCUGAUGGACGGGGACCGAAUAGCGACGCUGAUAGCGGUCUACGUCAAAGAACUGCUGGAAGACAGUGGCUUGCCUUUACACCUGGGUCUGGUGCAGACCGCGUACUCCAACGGCGCGGUGACCGACUACAUCACGCGGGUGUUGGAGUUACCGGUGAAGUGCGUGCCGACCGGCGUAAAGCAUCUGCACAAGGAAGCGAAGAACUUCGACAUCGGGGUCUACUUCGAGGCGAACGGCCACGGCACCGUGCUCUUCAAGGACAGCGCCAAACGAGCUAUCCGCGAGCACGCGGAGAACGCGACGCUCUCGGAGGCGCAGAGAGCGGCCGUUACGAAGCUGAGGGCUGUGAUCGACAUGAUAAACGAGGCGGUCGGCGACGCGUUCAGCAACAUACUGUUGGUCGAGACUAUACUACACGCUAGAGACUGGGACACCCCUGACUGGGAACGAACUUACAGCGAGUUCCCGAAUAGGCAGCUCAAGGUCAAGGUUCUCGACAGGAACGUCGUGACGACGAUGGAUGCUGAGAGACGGUGCGUGACGCCGGCUGGCCUGCAAGAGGAGAUCGACAAGACCGUGUCGAAGUACGAGAAAGGACGAUCUUUCAUUAGGCCGUCCGGGACUGAGGAUGUGGUGCGGGUCUAUGCGGAAUGCGAGGACGCGUCGGAAGUCAACAAAUUGGCCGUAGAAGUGGCCGGACUCGUGCACGAUUACGCAGGCGGUUGCGGAGAGAGAGCCAGUUUGGAUAAGCUUUGAUAAGAUAAACGUCGCGAUUGCGAAACGAACUGAAUGUACAGUUUUGGUUUUACGCGUGAAUACUGAACGAAUGGA
This is a messenger RNA of Dinoponera quadriceps, 1743 nucleotides long. It is a transcript of the gene nst, whose product is annotated as phosphoacetylglucosamine mutase. Gene Ontology annotation, biological process: carbohydrate metabolic process; UDP-N-acetylglucosamine biosynthetic process. The record is from RefSeq and is a predicted model, not a curated record. The transcript is spliced from 5 exons. Bases 1 to 1668 code for a protein of 555 amino acids. NCBI's taxonomy places the organism in Eukaryota, Metazoa, Arthropoda, Insecta, Hymenoptera, Formicidae. Gene Ontology annotation, molecular function: phosphoacetylglucosamine mutase activity; magnesium ion binding.